Messenger RNA from Copidosoma floridanum, 731 nucleotides. RefSeq lists its product as uncharacterized. The record is from RefSeq and is a predicted model, not a curated record. Lineage: Eukaryota; Metazoa; Arthropoda; Insecta; Hymenoptera; Encyrtidae.
UUGUCAAGUUGUCACUUGUCACAGGUCACAGUUGUCACCGACAGUUAGUAGUGUUAGUUCAGGUUUCAGGUUGACGCUAACUUACACUCGUACUUACGUGCCUUUUAAUUGUGCACUAUAUAUAGCUCAACCCCGAAGUUCGGGGUUCGAACAUACCCAGCGGUUGUCUGCUUCUGCUUGUUGAUUUUUUUUUUCUCCCGCAACGCACAUGUGUAGGUGUAUUUAAACAUAAAAACAAGAUGAAAACUAAUCCUUUAAACGACAUGAGAGUGAAGAAAGUUGGAGACAAGAGCGGUGACAAAGUUAAAAAACCAUUUAACAAGAAAAAAUAUCGGGAGCAAAAAUACAGCCUCAAAUACAAAGUAAAACAAUACGAAGAAAAACGGAACACUGCCAUCAAACGAAGUUUUUAUAAAUCAACUAAAAGUGAAAAAGGAUGUGCACAAUCUAAUCCUGAUCAAGAGUCGAAAAAAGGUUUAUCGAAUCAAAAGCAAGGUUACUCUUGGAAUGAACAGUGGAAAUAUAAAGCAGAGCAGAGGCGACUAGAAAAAGAAGAUAAAAUCAAAGCUAUGAAAGAACGAGAAGAAGCUAUAAAGAAAUAUCAGAAGAAAAGGAUAGAGAUCAAUAAAAAGAUGACUAAAAAAACCAAAUGGGGGCAACCUGCUUUACACACUAGGAUGGAAGUACUGCACGAGAGAUUAGUGGAAAAGUUAAAGAGAAAUGAACUGUAA